This is a messenger RNA of Lactuca virosa, 444 nucleotides long. The record is from the annotation of a GenBank genome assembly. Lineage: Eukaryota; Viridiplantae; Streptophyta; Magnoliopsida; Asterales; Asteraceae.
AUGGCCUCUGCCUUCUUGUCUGCACCAACCUUCCAAGGCCUCCGGCCACUCAACAAGGCCGCCGAUUCCCCUUCCCUCUUCCUCACGAAACCCACUGUAUCCAUCGCCCCAAAGAAGAAAUUCAACUGCGGAGUGAAGGCGGAGCUGCUGAACCCAUCUCUCGUUAUCAGCCUGAGCACCGGGUUAUCUCUUUUCUUGGGAAGAUUUGUUUUUUUCAACUUCCAGAGAGAGAACGUGGCGAAGCAAGGGUUGCCUGAGCAGAACGGAAUUACCCAUUUUGAGGCCGGAGAUAGUCGUGCCAAGGAGUAUGUGAGCCUUCUGAAGUCGAAUGAUCCGGUGGGAUUCAACAUAGUGGAUGUUCUUGCUUGGGGCUCGAUUGGACACAUCGUGGCUUACUACAUCUUAGCCACGUCCAGCAAUGGAUAUGAUCCCAACUUCUUUUGA